UCAUGUUACAAUCGGAGUCUUUAGACCUGGCGAAAAGGUACUGGACGUACAGCAAUGAUGGGUCCAGAUAUGCGUUUUUUGCCUUUUUGGCUGCCAUAAUUGUCAUCUUUCUUAUUUUCACUUGUAUGCUUAAUGUCCGCAGAAUUAGACGGGGAAGAACACCCAUAAUUUCGCAAUACUUGGCACCUCCAAGCUACUAUCAGUCGCAGCGUCAAAAUCCGGAUAGCAACAGUGUGCCGUUGCCGACUUAUACACCACAGCCGAAUCCUAAUCAGGACAUCGGGUACUACGACAUUAACGGAAACUUCAUUCCGUACUCCAAAACAAGCGGAUCCGGCGGUCCCAAUGAGCAAAGCGGAGUGAACGGAGGCAGCCAGACGGCUCCAAAUCCCUUCGACCAUCAAGGAACAGGCCAAACCAGCUCGCCAUAUGCUCAGCCUCCCGCCACCGAGCCAAUAAGCUCGCCAGAGCAAGUGUACUCUCGCCCAGCCGAUGCCGAGACUUACCCUACGUAUACUUCGCAUUCUUCCAGCGCGAACCCCCCAGCAAACUACACUCCUCCGCCAGGGCCACCUCCGACUCAUAAAAAGGACUACUAG
Ogataea polymorpha is the source of this 599-nucleotide messenger RNA. RefSeq lists its product as uncharacterized. The transcript has a single exon. The record is from RefSeq and is a predicted model, not a curated record. Gene Ontology annotation, cellular component: intracellular membrane-bounded organelle. NCBI's taxonomy places the organism in Eukaryota, Fungi, Ascomycota, Pichiomycetes, Pichiales, Pichiaceae. Gene Ontology annotation, biological process: vesicle-mediated transport. The annotation marks the transcript as partial.